AUGCCUGUCAAACUUCGGAGAGCUGGACACACUAAACGCCUUAAAUGGGAACAUUCCGAAAUCCUCUCGCACUUCAAUUUCAUCGCUGAUAACUUGGACCACUGCUCCGUGAAGCCCACAUCCAGCGGCAUCUUUUCCACGCACUUACCUCCGAAGUUACGCACACCGAUAACGCGUCAAGAUAAGACGCCGCGCUGUUCCUAUAAAAGCGACGGUCCGGCAAUUUUCGACACACUUGUACCCAUCAACAGUUGUCACACGACCGUGAUAACACAGUUAGAAACCAGAGCAUCUGUGAAGGCCGAGGCGGCCUACUUGCGUAGCAAAUACAAUAUACCCGGAGCACGCAGCGCCACUGUGGAAUUGGAGAAUGAAUAUAACUUUUCUUACUAUGGCAAGAUCACCAUCGGUACACCGGCGCAAGACUUCCUGGUACUCUUCGAUACUGGCUCAUCCAACUUGUGGGUGCCAUCAUCCAGCUGUUCCAGCAGCGACGAAGCUUGCCAAAAUCACAACAAGUACACCUCGAGCGCUUCCAGCACUUAUGUGAAAAAUGGUGAAAGCUUCUCCAUCGAAUACGGUUCCGGCAGUUUGUCCGGUUUCUUGUCGGAGGAUACCGUUAGCGUAGGUGGACUCAGUAUUAAAAAGCAAGUUUUCGCCGAAGCUACAGCAGAGCCUGGUGACACCUUCGUUGACUCUCCUUUCGAUGGUAUUUUGGGUAUGGCCUUCCAGUCGAUUGCCGUUAACAAUGUUGUGCCACCUUUCUACAACCUGUAUUCACAGGGUUUGGUCAGUGAGAACUUAUUCUCCUUCUAUUUGGCCUCAGCUGGUACCUCCACUCAGGGUGGUCAAUUGAUUUUGGGUGGUUCAGAUUCCAGCCUCUACCAAGGUAGUCUCACCUAUGUGUCCUUAUCCGAAGAAACUUAUUGGCAAUUCAGUUUGGGUGGUGCUACCAUGAACGGACAGGUCUUGUGCAGUUCCGGUUGCCAAGCCAUCGCUGAUACUGGCACCUCACUCCUGGUUGCCCCAUACAGCGCCUACAACGCAUUCGUGAACAUCGUUGAUCCCGAUGGUGAUAGCACCGUUUCCUGCUCGUCGGUGGACAGCUUGCCUGAUAUUGACUUCGUCAUUGGUGGUGUAACCUUCUCUGUACCGGCUUCAAAAUACAUUCUUAAUGAAGACGAUCAGUGCUCACUUGCCGUCAGUUACAUUGGUACCGACUUCUGGAUCUUGGGUGAUAUCUUCCUUGACUUGUACUACGCCGAAUUCGAUUUGGGCAAUAGCCGCAUCGGUUUCGCCCCAGUCGCUUAA
Messenger RNA from Bactrocera tryoni, 1311 nucleotides. RefSeq names its product pepsin-2B-like. Gene Ontology annotation, cellular component: lysosome. Gene Ontology annotation, biological process: proteolysis; cell death. The record is from RefSeq and is a predicted model, not a curated record. The transcript has 3 exons. Bases 1 to 1311 code for a protein of 436 amino acids. Gene Ontology annotation, molecular function: aspartic-type endopeptidase activity. NCBI's taxonomy places the organism in Eukaryota, Metazoa, Arthropoda, Insecta, Diptera, Tephritidae.